AUUUUAUUUUUCGUUUGGGUUUUUAGUUUUCAAAUAACAACUAAUAAUAAUAAUAAGUAAAAUUCAGUUGUUUGUCGUUUGCAUUACAAAAACACCGCCGGAUCUGACAUUUCUUUACAGAAGACAAUCAUCGGUUAAUAAUAAUAAUCAAUGGAUUUGGAUAUAUUGAAAGCCAGCGGCGGUAAAGACGCGGCAGCAGCGGCCAAACCAUUGGUCACAUUGACCGACAUUAGCCCAAACUCGACAGUCGGCGACAUCAAGAAAGCCAUUUACCGACAGCGAAGGUCACUAUAUCCUGAACGACAAGCUCUGCGAUCGGAACCCCGAGGAAAGGCACUCAAAGAUGAUGUCCAACUGAAGACAUUGGAUCUACAAAACGGACGCAAUCUAUACAUAAAAGACUUGGGACCGCAAAUCGGUUGGUCAACAGUUUUCAUCUGCGAAUACGCCGGACCACUGUUUGCUUAUUUGUUGUCCUAUACGCGACCCGCUUGGCUAUACGGCCACAAUGCCGGACAACCGAUCAGUUAUGUCGUACAUUUGGCCGCCAUUUGUUGGUCAAUACAUUACGUGAAACGUAUACUUGAGACAUUGUUUGUCCAUCGAUUUUCUCACUCGACAAUGCCAUUGAUGAACCUAUUCAAGAACUGUUCCUACUAUUGGGGAUUCGCUUUCUAUAUCGGCUAUUAUGUCAACCAUCCUCUGUAUACCGAACCCUAUUUAGGCAAACUUCAAGUCUACUCAUCCCUUAUCGGUUUCCUACUGUUCGAGUUCGGCAAUCUAUCCAUACAUUUGGCACUCCGUGAUCUGCGACCGGCCGGCAGUACCGAACGUCGCAUACCGAUGCCCACCGCCAACCCGUUCACCAUUUUGUUUCAGUACGUUUCGUGUCCGAACUACGCGUACGAAUGGUAUUCGUGGGCCGCUUUUAGCGUAAUGACUCAAUGCUUGCCGGCGGCCAUGUUUACCGCUGCCGGUUUCAUACAGAUGGCCAUCUGGGCACUGGCCAAACAUCGCAAUUACAAGAAAGAGUUUCCCAAUUAUCCCCGCAAUCGCAAAGCAAUUGUUCCGUUUAUUCUUUAAGAGAUUUGAUUGUAUUGAAGGGGAAAAAAGUCAUAUCAUUUGAUAGAUUUUGAGUCUUAUUUUAUUAUUAUUAUUAUUAUCUCUCUCUCUCUCUCUCUCUCUCUCUCCCAAUGAUU
This is a messenger RNA of Oppia nitens, 1199 nucleotides long. It is a transcript of the gene Sc2, whose product is annotated as probable very-long-chain enoyl-CoA reductase art-1. The transcript has 2 exons. Gene Ontology annotation, biological process: very long-chain fatty acid biosynthetic process. Gene Ontology annotation, molecular function: oxidoreductase activity, acting on the CH-CH group of donors; protein binding. The coding region runs from base 151 to 1083 and encodes 310 amino acids. NCBI's taxonomy places the organism in Eukaryota, Metazoa, Arthropoda, Arachnida, Sarcoptiformes, Oppiidae. The record is from RefSeq and is a predicted model, not a curated record.